This is a messenger RNA of Eublepharis macularius, 4256 nucleotides long. RefSeq names its product calcium modulating ligand (gene CAMLG). Gene Ontology annotation, biological process: tail-anchored membrane protein insertion into ER membrane. The transcript is spliced from 4 exons. The coding region runs from base 241 to 1134 and encodes 297 amino acids. The record is from RefSeq and is a predicted model, not a curated record. Gene Ontology annotation, cellular component: GET complex. Lineage: Eukaryota; Metazoa; Chordata; Lepidosauria; Squamata; Eublepharidae.
CUGAGCAGCUGCCUACAGACUCCACCUCACUAACUGUUAUUGCCGGCAUCGCAAUAAGUACUCACCAAACCCUCAUCUUAAAUGGCGCCGUUCGUUUCAGCGGCUGGAGGCGGUACUUAAAAUGGCUGGCGGUAGCGCCUGCGCCUUAACUUAGGCAGUUACUGCGGCCUGCCUGGUUCCAUUGUGUAUCCGCGGAGACGAGGGGGGAAGGCUGAGAGGGGCUGCUGUCUUCGUGUAGGGAUGGAACCGGACCCGCUAGGAGAUGGCGUCGGCACCGGCCGUGAGGGGCCUGGCGGGGUGGCUGGCCCGUCAACGACCACCCCUGGGCUCACGGCCUCUCAGCGCCGGGCUGAGAUUCGCCGGAGGAAGCUGCUGAUGAAUUCGGAAGAGAGGAUCAAUCGAAUAAUGGGUUUCCACCGGCCAAAGGCGGAUGAUGACACCCAUUCAGAAACAAAACUUCAACUGGAACAAGAUAAAUCGGCCAUUCCUGCUCCUUCUGUUUCCAAGCGUGUUGUUCUUGGUGAUACUGUCUGCAGUCUGGCAGGAACAGCUGACCAUGGAAGCAGUGCAAUAGAGCACAAGGCAGAAAAAAAGGACUUGUUUAAUAUAGCUCCUGAGGUUGGUAGUGAUGGCACAAGUGAACUCCGGCAGCGCAGUAGAGGUGAUCUGAUGGAGCAGCGAACAUCUCAGCAUGGCCUAGACCAGUAUUUAUCAAGAUUUGAUGAAGCUAUGAAAUUAAGAAAUCAGCUGAUAAGUGAGAAGCCAAGCCAGGAAAAUGGAAAUGCUGCAGAGGAAUUUGAUUCCUUCCGUAUUUUUAGAUUAAUUGGUUGUGCACUCCUUGCCAUGGGAGUUAGAGCUUUUGUGUGCAAAUACUUGUCAAUAUUUGCUCCAUUUCUUACCUUACAGCUUGCAUACAUGGGAUUGUCUAAGUAUUUCCCAAAGAGUGAAAAGAAGACAAAGACUACUGUACUAACUGCUGCUCUUUUACUGUCUGGGAUUCCAGCAGAAGUAAUCAGUCGUUCAAUGGACACGUAUAGCAAAAUGGGGGAUGUCUUUACAGACCUUUGUGUCUAUUUCUUUACUUUCAUCUUCUGCCAUGAACUGCUUCUGUUCUUUGGUUCUGAAGCACCAUAACUGUGGAACUCAGUGUGAUACUUCAACAUAACUGCAUCAAUCUUUAUUCUGUAAAUAUCUGUGAAUACACACACAGGGUUGAACUUUUAUUCAAUUCUUACUUAUUUCAGUGCAGCUUAAAAUACACUUCUGAUUGAGAGGUCCCAACUUCAAAGCUAAGGUUGGUAAAGCUUCAAUAUAGUGCAUGGUGACUGAAAUACGGAAGAUAGAAUAUAGUUCUCAAUGCAAAACUAGAGCCUUUCUUUUAAAUUAGAAUAUGACCUUUCUCACCCUCUCACAGAUAUUGGCACAAACUAUGAUCUUUCUCUCUAGCUCUACAUUGUGAGAACAUGGCACAACAGAUGUCUUGUGCUUGGUUGAACUGCUUAUACAUUUAUUAGAACUUCCUAUGAAUUACUACUUACCACUUUUAUUCUCCUAAAUCUGACUCUAUACUCUUUAGCUACAAGAACAUCCCGACAAACAAUACCAACUGUAGCUGGUGUUUCUGAAACAGAUGAUGUGUCAUCAUCCUUUUACUUCCUGCUUAGAUGGUAGAGUUCUGUUUGUUGUGAAAGGUGGAUUUGAAAUAGGAAUGCUAAAGCAGAGAAUGGAGCAAUGAGGCCCAGCCUGAUUCAUGUGUAUGUUUUCUCUCAACAUUUAAUAGCUCUUCCAUCUGAGUUGGUAUCCUGAUUCCCAGUAUUUACAUAUCUGUUGUAAUAUGCUGUGUAAAGUAACCAUUACCAGUUAACAAGCUGCUCUUUUGAAUGGCUAGACUUCUGUACCUAAGCUAACCCUAGUUCUUUUCGUUUUUCUGGUUUAGCAAGUUUUUUUUUAUUCCUUGUAGUGUAAAGAAAGGUAGGCUUCAGCAUCAUAUUUUCCUUUCCAAGAAUAUGCACAUGUAAAGUUUACUCCGUUUCAUAUGAACACUUCUGAGAUAUCACUACAUUUUCUAGUAAUAGGGCAGCACUGUGACUUGUGAAGGUACAAAUGACUGUUUAGGCUGGUUUUUUGUCAACUGCUUAGUGCUUCACAUUGGCUUAGUAAAUGGGGGCACAGAGCAUGUUAAAAUUACAUAAUAAAUGCUGGCUUUUAAAAAAUGCACUAGAAAUUAGGUCUAACUCAUCCCAAAAAUUACUUAAAGUAAUUUCCCAUCAAAACCAAUAGGAUUUGAUUCUAAGUGAAUGGUUUAAGAUUGGUUCAUCGCUAAAGGGGUUUGUUACUGGCUUGUACAAUGAUCAAGCCUUUAUUUGGCUUUCAUUAUUGUUCUUCACUUAAUGCAGCCUGUUGUCUCUCUUCUCCCUCUCUUUGAAGUUCCUUCAGUAUAUUACAGUUGUUGUCUAUCAUGAUAUGAUAGAUUUUUUUAUCACUUGAUUUGAAGAAUGUAUAACUAAAGUAAGGGCUAGUGGAGAUACAGCCUAAGACCAUGUUAUAGGAAUUGUGUGCCUCCUGCUUCAUGUGAGAAAUCCCUCUCUUCCCAUUUGUGUCUCCCUGUCUUUUGGUUUGGCAUUGUGACUAUUGUUAUUCCCUAAUGAAAGGUGCUGCUUAACUUCCAAUUCAGAACCCGUAGCCCACUCCCAGAACUUAAACACUAUUUACUUAUAUUUACAUUGGCCCUACAGGUUCAAUGGAAAAUAUGAAAUGCCAGUUGAGGGGAUUAGGCUGCUAUAGAAUAUUUUCUAGUGUUGUGAAGGAUGAGUGGGUUUUCUCUUGGCUUCUGAUGUUGAGUGUCUUGAGAGUAGAAUGCCCUAUCUAAACAAUUUGGAAGCUUGGGUGUUACUAACCAGCCACUCUGUCUGGGAAUUUUCUCCUACCUCUAAGUCUUAUCAAGUUAUCACUGAAACUCUGUCAUUACAUAAAGUUUCUCCUUUUAGAAGUGGUAUUUACAGUUUUAGUACUUUCGUUAACAGGUUUUAUUGGGAAGUAAAAUUGGCAAUAUGUUGGAUCUCAUGAGCCCUCUGCUCAUGAAAAAGAGAAGCAGACAACAUCACCCAAUUCCUCUUCUAUACUGUAGCUUACCAUGCCAAGUGGAGUAUGAUCCAUGAGGCUCCCUCUGCUCCCAAGCAUCAGGUUUUGUGCUUGCAAGGCUUACUUGGAAAUUAGGGAAAGCUUGUCAGAAUCAACUCAGAGUUUCUUAAAAACAGACAAGACUUCCUCAACAGUUUGUUUUUAACUUUCUUGUGUUUAAUUUUAAUACUCUAUUUGACAAACCAGACUUUACAAUUUCUGUUAUGUAGGAAAUGUCCAGACAUGGGGUCUAUAGAAGGGGCAUAGAUACACAGGAGAAAACUGCAAACAGCUGUAACUUUGCUUCCUAGCUUUGCAGUAGCAAUUCCCACUGUUAAAAUGACAAGGUUUUGUUAAGUUUAGAAAGCCACUUCACUCCUUAGCAGUAGGAAAUAGUUACUGGAGAACUGUAAGCAAAGCUCUGCUUGUAUGUUAUUUCCCAUGUACAUCUAUCCUUUUGGUUUUUGACAUGUUCUGUUGUGUUCCAUAGGCUUUGUACGACUGUAUAUAUCUGGAUAUAUAUCUGGAUAUCUACAUGUUCUUGUACAUAACGUAAGUCCUGUUUUACUAUGUUUCUCCAGGCUGAAGUAUUGUAUUAAUAAGUAAUGGAUGGACAGAAGAUUCAGAAAAGUGGCUUGGCAAAUAGCUAAAACUGAGUUGAAGAUUUUGUGUAAUUGCAGAAAUGCUCCAUCUUCUCCAUAGAAAUGUGUAAAAUGCAUUGAGCCUUUCAUCAUUCCAAACUAGUAAUUUCAGUUUUUAAAGUUAAGCCAUUAUAAAUUAACAAUAUAAAUUGUGACCUUUCCUUGGUAUUCUUGAUUCCUGUUUGUCAGAAUUUCCAAGCUGGAGUUUUAAACAGCAAUAAAAUAUGAAUUCCAGAUCUAAUUGGAUCUUUUUAUUUAAAAUACAUGUAGAGUUUAAAAACAAGAAGAUAGAACCAUCUUAUAUGGCCUUCUUCUCUGCAGUGAAAAGAUGUAUAGGAUAUAGUAACAGGUAAAUGUUCAAAAGGUGUCUGAUAUGUGUUACUUUUACAAAACUAGAGUUUCUCUGUAUGGUUAAUCUCAUAUGUAUGUCCAUUGUAGUGUUUAUUUCUGCACUGGUUCUGUUAAAUUUAUUAAAAUUAUCUUUGUUACAAUUUC